UGGUCGGCGAGCGAUCGCAAAAAUCGUCGCGGCUUUAACUGCACAAGUCCAUUCUAGCGGUCUGUGACUAAGUUCGAUUCUAUUUUGGUAAAAUUGGAUUUCGUUUGUUGCUCUGUGGUGUUUGUGGUGACCCAUCGGAAAGGAAUUGUAAGAAGAGGGCGGCGUCUUGGUUGAUCCACAUCUGCCAGCCCACCCACCAGAAAUGCAUUCCUUCACCUAGACUCCCCAACUGAGGAUAUCGGCACGUUUACAUCAUCAACUGUUGACUUCAAGAGCUACGACUAACGCUAUGGCCUAUGACCUCGCCUUUGGAUAUUGACGAAGUCCAGUAAUCGCGAAACAAAUCGGUCAUGAAAGAACGCUCCAUCCUCAGCGUGCUGUUCUCAGCCGCCCUCAUCUCCCUAGCCUCAACGCAAUGCCCGUGGCAACGAGAAGUUGUGGAGCUCCAAUCGACGUGUUUGUGCUCGUACAACCUCGGUCACGAACUUUCAGUGCAGUGCGACAUGGUGGACUGGUCCAUUUUGCUAGCGGCCUUGAACAAAUACGCCGCCGCUACCCCCUUAGACUUACUCUACGUAAACAAUUCCACCAUAGGUGAACUCAAAGACAACAUCUUAGCUAAAUUGAAAGUGCAAAACGUGCAGUUGUCUGGCUGCAAGAUCGGUAAAGUGUCCGGUAACGCCUUCAAAGGUCAGGAGCAGCACCUGAAAAACCUGAACCUACAAGACAACGACCUCAGUGAAGUGCCCGUGGAGAGCUUGAAGAAGUUAAGAACUUUGUCGCUCUUAGAUGUCUCUCACAACCGGAUCACCUCGGUGCCUGCAGGUGCGUUCGAGACCCUCAAGAAGCUAGCCACGUUGAAGCUAUCCGAUAACAACGCCACCCUGGACGAUGAAGCGUUGAGGGGAUUGGAGGGCUGUCUUAAAAAUUUGAAUUUGAAGGGAACCAGGCAACACGAGAUGCCCAGAGCGAUUCGGGGGAUGAAAACUUUAGCUUUCUUGGACAUGUCGCAAAAUAGCCUUAAGGAACUACCAGGGGAGACUGGAGUGGAAGCUUUCGAAGGACUAGAAUCGCUCACGGCACUCAAUUUGGAGAGGAACCUGAUUCAAAGUCUGAAAGAAAACGCUUUCGCUGGUGUCAGCAAGAGUCUCAGCUCGCUGAGUUUGCUCAAUAACUUAUUACCUGAUUUUCCCACAGCUGCCAUGAGCACGCUGUCUGAACUAAGGGUGCUGGACAUAGGAUUUAACCUUAUGACCGAGCUUCCAACGGAAGCGUUCAAAGGGAAUCCUUCCAUCACACUCCUAGCGUUAGACGGGAAUCCUUUAACAACUAUACCCUUCGAAGCAUUGUCUCACUUGAACAGUACACUAAGAGGACUAAGUCUGGGCGGCAGAUUUUUACACUGCGACUGUCGUUUGUCUUGGGUCAUCAACUGGAUUCGCAACGGCGACCUCCAAGUGACCAGCCGUGAAAGGAAUCCUCAGUUCUGUGGAAGCCCGCCCAAGUUUAGAGACAGAGGGUUCUAUAGCAUCCUACCAGAAGAGUUGUCUUGUCCAGAGAAAAACGUAACGACCACAACUACGACUACCACCACAACCACGACAAAGCCCGUGAAAGAGGAACCAGCGCGCAAACCUGAAGGAAUAGGAGUAGCUACAGUAGUGAGCGCAGAUCUGGACGAUUUGAUUGCGACCAACCCUCAAGUGGUACCACCAAACGGAAACCAACCGGCGACGAAGACGUCAACGAUAGCAACAUCCGUAACAUCUUCCACGACUACUAAAAUAGCCUCAACUACUUCCAAGACCACCACUCCCACGACCAAAACCAAGACGGUACCGCCAGUGUGGAAGUCGACCCAGCGACCGUCGAUGGUGCUGGGGUAUCCGUCCAGAAAUAAAGGUGAUGAUGACGGUAAAGUGAUUGUAAAGAACGCCUUUAGACAGGACAGUUCGGUUAUCAUUCAGUGGGGUUCGGAAACCGCUAAUAUUGUUGGAUUCAGGGUUGUUUAUAGGUUGUUCGGAGACAAGAGCUUUAAGCAGGGACCUCCAUUGGACGCCAGUGAGAGGGAGUUCAAAAUAAAGAACGUACCGGCCCAAGAAUGUAUCAUAGUGUGCGUGGUAUCCCUGGCGGAGAUCAACGUGACCCCCGAAACCAUCCCCUACGGCCAAUGCCGCGAGGUGCGCACCGUCUCCUCCGCCUCCUCCAACAUGGACAAAAUCACCAUCGCGGCCAGCGCCGCUAUCUGCGGCACCAUCGUCGUGGCCGUAAUCGUCUUCAUAGCCGCCUCCAGGAGGCGAUCCAGGAAGUUGCACGAACUCCACCAGCAGAAACUCGGCAUGAAACACGGGAUACCCAUCGCUGGGUUGCCGGUGAACUGUUGCGCGGGGCUUCCCGCUAGUCCUGGCGAACCGCUGUCGUCGCUGGCCACGCUGAACGCCUACAAUACCAGCAAGGAUUGGGACCAAGUGUCGGGGUACAGCACGCACAGCCAACGGCCGAGGAUGUACACGGUGGACCAACCGCCAUCUCUGGAGGAGAUGAGGGCCCAUUUCGGAGGGAAAGGCAACAAAGCAAGGUCUGUAGCUGAUGGGCAAUCUCAGCAUAGUUUUUCGAACCAUUCCGGGAGGUAUUUGACAGCCACUGCGUUCCCAAACAACCUUUUGGCUUCUAGGCAAGAUCUCCGACAAUCCAGGCAAUCCCUAGCUAUGCAAUCCGAGAGGAUGUCUACCAGAAUGGCUCCCCACCACGCCGCCCCCGCCCAAUCGGCCGCUUCGUCCACGAGACGUUCCAGACCUAGGUCCAGGUCGCGCGAACACCACCGCCCCAGCAGCAGGUACAGCACGGCGGGAUCGACGCACACCCUGAACAAUUAUUGUGAUAACUCGGACAACUGGACCGACCACGACAUGGAAAUUUAUAUGGCUCGGAAUCCGACCACCAGAAACGGCCUGGUGCCCCUAUAAGACGUUGUAGUCGUUGCUCAAUGUUAGAACUGAGUUCUCAUCAUGAAGAUAUUAGUAGCUACUUCACCUGACAUCAAAUCUUCGGACCUACACGACGCCAAAAGUAUUUAAAAAAAAUUCGUUCGUACAAUUUACUGAUUUAGAAAUUUUGGACAAUAUAUUGGCUCGACAGACGCCUUGUAACGCCUUGUAUAUUCUUUUCAUGGGGAAAAUGAUCGCUAAAAAACUGUGAUCUUUUCAAACCAACUAUGUUACAAAAUAUGAAGUCUCUUAAAUAAUUUAGUAUUAAAGUGUCUCAUUGAGACAAAGGCUGCUAGCAGCAAGGUGUACACUGUAUAGUGGCGUACACAAUAUUGAAACUGCGAACCCUUCCUGGGAUAGUUAUUACACUAGUCAAACUGAAGCCUAUUCAAAGAAAUUCGGUAACAUUAAAAAAAAAACUGGUAACACUCACAGAGAUCUAUUAAAUGACGAUACGUAUUUAAUCUUAGAUAUUAAGGUUUUUACGGUAUUUCACUGUUUUUAGAGAUACGAUAGUCAACUUUUUCCUGUGGAAGCCAUGCUGGUGUUUUAUAUUAUUAAAUAAAGAAAAAAUAUUAAUCCGGUAUGUUGUUUUGACCUUAUAAGAAAUCAAUAUGGUGUCCAUAAAAUAAAACAGUUGAUUAUCUACCACCUACUAUGAGCUAAAAGGGAAAUAUCAUUUAAAUGUAAUUUGUGAACGUUGAACACGUUUUUAAAAAGAAUUUUAAUCAAAGGUAUAGAAAACGUAAGUCUGAACGAGGUCGAUACAUAAAAAUAAUAAUAAAUAAACAUAAAUUAAAUAUAGAAGAAUAUAUAGGUAAACAUAGUUUAAUACAGUUAUAGCACCAAUAAAUACAAAAAAUAUAUUAAAGUACAUAAGAAAUACAAAUGCAAACAAAAUCUUAGAAAGUUAUAUUUAAAAAAAAUGAGCGAACUUUUUUACUCUGAGCUUUUUUGCCAAUAUCUCAAUGAAGAUGCGUGUUUUCGAAAAACAGUUUCAUAUAAAAGUUGCUCAAAAUUAAAUUUCCUACAAAAUUGCUCCCAAUAGUUUUCCCGUGAAAAUGUGAUGUGAAAAUUAACGUUUUGGAGAAAUUAUGGUCAACUCAUUUUUAAAUAACAAAAGUGAAUUAGAGAAAAGAAAAUUGCGGAAAAUUCUUGGAAAAAUUUACAUAGUUUUCCGAGGUUUGAAUAUGUUAUAGAUUUUCGAGGGUGUACAAUAGAAUUAAUUAUGCGCUUUUUAAUAUUUUCCAGA
Anoplophora glabripennis (Asian longhorned beetle) is the source of this 4239-nucleotide messenger RNA. RefSeq names its product vasorin (gene haf). The transcript is spliced from 6 exons. The coding region runs from base 351 to 2966 and encodes 871 amino acids. Gene Ontology annotation, molecular function: protein binding. The record is from RefSeq and is a predicted model, not a curated record. Lineage: Eukaryota; Metazoa; Arthropoda; Insecta; Coleoptera; Cerambycidae.